CAUCGACGCCAUUUUGUUGGUUGUCAACUUGGUUGUCUACAUGUGGAGACUCUUUGAACGAGUUAUGAAAGGUUGAUUUCGUCAAACUUGACAUCUAAGAUAGAAAAUUAUGGAGAAUCUCUUAGAGCAGCAAAGGAGACUUCACGAAGAAAGGGAAAGAUUGGAGAAUGCAAUGGCAGAUGAAGUACUGCACAAGAAACAAUUGGGAAAAGAACAGAUUAAUUCUGAUCAUCAAGUAAAGAUUUUAUUGGAGAGAUCAGCAUUAAAUGCCGAGACACUUUCAAGCCUCUAUGAGGAUAAGGAUGGUUUACGCAAAGAGGAAGUUUCAGCUUUGUCAGGACCUAAUGAGUUUGCAGAGUUUUAUGCCCGUCUCAGGAGUCUGAAGGAAUAUCACAGAAAAUUCCCUAAUGAGGUUGCAGAACCGAUGCAGAUGGAAUUUGUGAAGCUCAAGGAGGCACGUGAUAAUCCAUCUGAUGAAAUGCAAAAUGUAGUAGAGUUUACAGAUGAAGAAGGAUAUGGGAAAUACUUGGACCUGCAUGAACUUUAUGACAAGUUUCUAAACUUGAGAGGAGUAGAGCGCAUUGACUACCUAGGCUACCUAGAAACAUUUGACAGACUGUUCGACAUUGCAAAAGAAAAGAAAAACCCAGAGUACAGAAGGUAUAUUGAAGCUCUCCUGGACUAUCUGUAUGACUAUACACAAAGGGUGUUACCUCUCUAUGACCUGGAAGGGGAACUUGAAAAAGUUAUGUCUGCAUUUGAAGAACAGUGGUCAAAGGGUACCUUUCCAGGAUGGAUGAAAGAUGCUAGCAGUGCCUUAGCUCAUUCUGGGGCUCACCUUGACCUGUCUGCAUUUUCCUCUCCAGAGGAACUGGCUUCCUUGGGAUUGGAUCGACUGAAGCAAGCUCUGCAAGCUCUUGGCUUGAAAUGUGGAGGGACACUUGAAGAUAGAGCACAAAGACUGUUUAGCACAAAAGGAGUACCACUAGACCAGCUAGAUCCAUCAUUUUUUGCUAAAUCAAGAGCUGGCAAGGGGCGAGAUAACGCACAGAAACAAAAAGACAUUGCAGCUGUCGAGGCCCAGAUUUACCACCUAACAGAGCUUCUUGGAGAACAGAGACAAGCCACAAGGGAGAAUGUUGAGAGAAAGCAAGCACGCACAUCUGAUGAGUUGGAGGAAGAAGAAGAACACGAAGAGGGCCACGAGUCAGAUUCUGAUGACGAAGAAACUGUUCUUUAUAAUCCAAAAAAUUUACCUCUAGGAUGGGAUGGAAAGCCUAUUCCAUAUUGGCUCUAUAAGUUACACGGGCUGAAUAUAAGCUACAGUUGUGAGAUAUGCGGCAACUUCACCUACAGGGGCCCAAAGGCGUUCCAGAGGCAUUUCGCGGAAUGGCGUCAUGCACAUGGUAUGAGAUGUCUUGGAAUCCCGAAUACAGCGCAUUUUGCCAACGUCACUCUGAUAGAGGAUGCUGUAGCAUCUCUUGGAAAUGUUGUGAACAAACGGACAUUUGAAGAUCUGAGCCGUCAAGGAUUUUUUUUUAGAUGUUACGGUCCUCGUUUAGUCUUCUA
This is a messenger RNA of Stylophora pistillata, 1569 nucleotides long. RefSeq names its product splicing factor 3A subunit 3. Gene Ontology annotation, biological process: mRNA splicing, via spliceosome. NCBI's taxonomy places the organism in Eukaryota, Metazoa, Cnidaria, Anthozoa, Scleractinia, Pocilloporidae. Gene Ontology annotation, molecular function: RNA binding; zinc ion binding. The record is from RefSeq and is a predicted model, not a curated record. Gene Ontology annotation, cellular component: nucleus; spliceosomal complex.